AUGUACAAUCCUCCAGUGGAGGUCACCUCUCCGCUUGUCAGUCGGACAUUUGUACAGGAUGUUACAUGUGAAAGUGAUGAUUUUAUUCAUCAACACCCGUUGCUAGUUGCUGAAUUUGGAAGCAGUGUGAUUUUACCCUGCUCUCACUCAGAUGACUUUAUAAACUCUGUUUCAUGGUAUAAACAUUCUUUUGGCAAGAAACCACUUCUCGUAGCAUAUUCAGAACACGGCUCUGGAAGUGUUAAAUAUCAAAAUGACUUUGACAAUUCAAAUAAAUAUCGUAUCAGAACUGGAAAUGGCUCUUUUAAUUUGACCAUCAGACACUUGGAAGAAUAUGAUUUUGCAACCUACUAUUGUGCUGUGAGAUUUUUAAACAUUGUUAAAUUUGGAGAAGGGACGAUUCUUCUACAUAAAGAGAGUGAUGGAAUAAGAAGUACCACAGUUCUCCAGCAGCCAGUAUCUGACAGACUUCAUCCAGGAGAUUCAGUGACUCUGCAGUGUUCGGUCAUCAGUCAGAUCUGUGCAGGAGAAUACAGCGUCUACUGGUUCAGACAUUCAUCAGAACAUUCUCAUACAGGACUCAUUUACACCCGUGAUAACAGGAGUGAUCAGUGUACAGAGAGAUCAGAGAACGGCUUUUCUACCCAGAGCUGUGUCUAUAGUCUCUCUCAGACUGAACUCCGAUCAUCUGAUGCUGGGAUUUAUUACUGCGCUGUUGCUACAUGUGGGAAGAUACACUUUGGAAAUGGAACUAAGUUGAUUAUUGAAGCUUCUUCUGCUUUGACCUUUUUGAAUCCAGUUGUUUUAACCCUGUUCACAAUCAGUAUAAUAUCCAUUAUUGUGAACAUAUUUCUGAUGAGACUGAUUCACAAGAAUCAAAAUAAAGAAGCUUCAAAACAACCUAGAAAUCAAAGGAAUCAGAUUGCGGAAACAGAUGCCUUAAAUUAUGUAGCCCUGAGUUUUUCCAAAAAGCCUACCAGCUCAAAAAGAUCUUCAAAGAUAACCAACCAAGAAGAAACGUUUUAUUCACAGUUACAAAGCAAUGAGAAAAUUGUUAAUGCUGAGAAAUUGUUGAUUUAUUUCUCCACUGAACUGGGUAUUAUCUGUAUCUGUAUACUGUUAAUAUAAUAUAAUGCUGUUGUACUGUUUUUAAUAUAAUUUUAUAACUUCU
This is a messenger RNA of Carassius carassius (crucian carp), 1171 nucleotides long. RefSeq names its product immunoglobulin kappa light chain-like. The coding region runs from base 1 to 1128 and encodes 375 amino acids. The transcript is spliced from 6 exons. Lineage: Eukaryota; Metazoa; Chordata; Actinopteri; Cypriniformes; Cyprinidae. The record is from RefSeq and is a predicted model, not a curated record. Gene Ontology annotation, biological process: response to bacterium.